AAUUGAUAACGAGUGAGAGUGAGUAUUGAUUCAAAAAGGUGAAUGCUAAAACUUUCCGCCUGGAAGCUAUGGUGAGGCACCUUGUUACGCAAACAGUUAUGCUCUUGUUAUAAAGCUCCGUCUGACUUAUAGAAAAUGAAUUCACCCUAGUGGUAUGAUAUCUACUAACGUAUUCUUGGAACACUUGCAGAAUGGAUUACAUUGACACAACAGAAAAACUUCUGAAGUCUUUGAAUGGCUUGCUGUCCGCAUUAACUCGGCAGAUAAACUGUGGAGAAGACACGUUCCUCCACCAAGCUUCUCAAUUUGUACAAUUCGCCAUCACCACAUUGGAAAAACAGGACCCCACGUUGAAGAAACAGAUAAAUAAGGGAAUAGACUUUAUCGUUUCUUCGAUUGCUUCAUUGGUUACAAAAGUUGUAUCUUCGGGGGCAAUUUAUAAUGCCACUGUCUUUGUCAGUCAGGAGAUAGGUGAAUUUUUUAACGAUGGUUCUAUACCUAAAAUCAUGCGCAACAAAUAUGAUGAGCUUGUACGCCGUCUCGCCACUGCGCUGGAGAGGAAGAGAAACAUCGAGUAUUUGUGUAGCAAGCUACUGGAUGAGGUAAGAACUACCUGUAAAUAAAAAGGAACCUGUCCUAGUGGUGGAUCUUGAAUAGGAGCUUCCCAACAUGCAGCCCACUCUGCUUUCACACACUAGUGACACUAGGGCAUCAAUGAUAUGACCAAAAUUAAACUGAAGGUGUCACCCGCUUGCAGGAUCUACCUUUAAGUUAUUUAUAUGGCAGUUUAAUACGUGUGGAUGCCCAGUAUUAGUAAAAAAAAUCACCAACCCCCGCGCCGUGAAGCAUUUCUUAUGUAAAAAAAAUAUUAAUUGAAAUAUUAAGAAUUUUAUAUCAUAGUCGUAAGCUGGCUCUUGUAAAAUAUUAAAAUGUUGAGAUAAAUAAAAAUGUUUCCGUUAAUUUGUCCUUAAAUUUUGUCCACCAUUCUACAUAGCUUAAGAUCCAUGGUAAAAACAUACUUAAAGUUUAAAUUCAACAAAAAUUUCAAUAUACAGUAAUAAUUUUUUUUCCUAAAAAAACGCUUUCGCAAUAAUCAUCUUUGUUUAAGCAAGAAUUUUGAAAAUAGCGCAAUGUUUAGUGUACUCGAUAUAACAGAUCUCUGCAUUCUUUGUAAGAUGGUGGCUCUCUUUUCUCCAACAAGUUCCUUUACUGUUUGACUCACUGACUGACUAAAUAUCCAUCCCAGAAUAUCAAGAACGAUGUUGUACCAUAUCAAACUUUGCCUAUUGUUCAGGUUGCAUUUUUGGAAGACAAUCAGACAGUGCUUUCGUUUCUUUUGUACAUGUUUCACUUGGUAGCCAGGAUUUCUCUCCCUCAAUUGCCACAUUAGUGGACUAUAUUUCUGUGCCUUCUCCUUCUCUUUCACUAUCUCACCAAGGACAGCUCGUUUCAAUGGCUAAUACUCGUCUCUGCAUUUUGUCGAAUAUUCUGGCGUUUAUUCUGUUGGCCCUCAUCACCUCAAUGCUGUCUGCAUAAACCGUUACAUCCCAUAAUGCUUGCGCACGUCCAUUCUCAUACGACGGUUGGGUUGGGUCUUUGAAUACCAUGGAGAUACUUCAGGUCCUUCAGCAUAUCAAAGAACAGAGUUUUAAGAGUUGCGUUAUGCCUCGCGAGUAGCAGGCGCUUGGAAGUAGUGGGCGAAAAAGAGAACGGGCGCGCGAGAGGGGGACAUACGAGGGGUGAGGGAGCGCCUGCACUGAAGGCCCCCGAAAAUCGUUUCCCGCCCCCAACCUAAUUACCCGGCAGCCGUUGCGUGAUUUGACAGAAAACGACUGACCUUGCACAAACAAAGCGUGCCGCCAAAAAGCGUUGUACAUUUUAUCUUCGGUCUAAAUAUAUCUGUUAUAAAGAUCAGCUGGGUUAUCCGAUAAUAGAGCGAUGGAGCAAUAAACUGAUGGCACAUAGCUUUAAAUCGUUUUUAACCACGGGCACAAUAAAUAGGAAAUAACAAAGUCAAAACUGGGUAUCUUUUAAAGAAUGCAUGCUGUGUAUUAUAAAAAAUUAAAAAUAUUGUUCUCUGAGCUUACUUAGCCACAACUGUACAGACAACAACGAUCACAGCGUACGUGGAAAAUGACCAUAUUUACUGCGGUAAAUGGCAGCCAUUUUUAGAGCAGACAUGUCUUACUAAGUGGACCUAAGCUUGAGAACACAAACUGUACCGACACGUUUUCUACUGCAGUAAUGAGACAUAAACAACAGACCUCAGUUCGCCUCCGAACGGCGAAUAAUACAGUAGUCUGAAUAGUGAAACGUUUUUUCAAAUUCAUGCCCCUGGUAAGUGUUACAUUUCAUCAAUCAUGUCCAAGUUUUGAACACAGCAUUGUUGAACGUAUUCUAGUAUUUAAACGGUAGAUAUAGGCUUAUUUUUAUCCCCUAAACAUUUUUUAUCUGUUCGGAUUUCCUUGCUGAAAGUCUAGUGAUCCUAAAAUUAUAGGGAUCAAAACUUACGUUUCCAAAAAUUUCAUCCAGAAAAAAGGCUCCCGAAAAUUCUAGGUGACCUUUUUAGGGUAAAAAUCCGUUAAGGUGUUUCGAUAUAGUUGUUCAGAGGCCAUACUGGUAUUUUUCAAUCGCUUUAAAACUGAUUUUAUUCUUGUCUGGUCGCUAUAAAAUUUUCAACAAUGAUUGACUAUAGAUUGAAAUUUGUCAAAAUGUGGGUUUUAUUAAAAUCGAUAUUAUUAUGACAACGAUAAACAAAAAACUUUGAAAUUGAUAAACGCCUAAUUUUGCGCGAUCUAGACCAGCUACUGAAAAUCCAACACUUGAAACUUAAAGAUUGAUGUUUAGCAAAUAACCUCCGUGAGUAGUAAAAAAUUCUGUAUGUUUGAAUUCGACUAAAACAAAAAUAUGUAUCACACCUUAAAUUUUCAAUAACCGUGAUAGAUUGUUUAAAAAAAAACGUUAUAAAUGAUUCCAAUUAUUCUUAAGUAGCGUCAGAAUGCUUCUUAAUAUCAUACUUCGAUACUAGGAAAUUUUGGUGUAUUUUCGUUCUUGCGAUCUUAAAAACUAAGACGUUUUCUCAUCACCUGUCAAAGUACAACUUCAUUCAAAAUUUGGACUUUUAGCGCUUUUUUGUAUAUCUCUGAAACGACUCGAACGAUUUUUUUUUAAAAUCUCUUCACAUAAUCUUCAUAAUGUAUAUAAUAAUUUCUGAAACUUUCAUUGAUUGAUUCACUGUAACACCUUGAACCUAUCCUACGAAUCGGUCAAAAAUCUGCGUUACAACAGUCACUGUUUUGACGUUAUGCUAAUUUUUCCAAAUUAAUGCGGACAAUACAUAUAUCCAUGACUAGUACAUUUCAGUGUGAGUAUUGUCAAUGUUUUACAUGUAAAAGAUGCGAUAAAUUCAAACUAAAAUGUACUAGUCAUGGAGGUAUGUAUAGUGCGCAUUAUUUUGAAAAAAUUAGCAUAACGUCAAAACAGUGAACGUUGUGACGCAGAUUUUUGACCGGUAAGUAGGAUAGGUUUGUCUUAAAAUUUCAAGGUGUUGCAGUGAAUCAAUCUUAAUGAAAGUUUCAGACAUUAUUAUAUACGUUAUGAAAGGUUAUGUGAUGAGAUUUUAAAUAAUUCGUUCGAGUUGUUUCAGAGAUAUACAAAAAAGCGCUAAAAGUCCAAAUUUUGAAUGAAGUUGCACUUAUUGCUGGUUUUCAGUGUCACGUUAUUCUAAAUAGAUCAAAAUAAAAAUCAAACCGUUCAUUACAUAAAGUCCAGAAUCUGGUAAAUGAAAGGAGGUACAUAUACAAAGACCCUCGCCAAGAUUCAGGUCAGAGGAAUCUUUCGUAUACGAGAUAUCCGAAGAAAUGUUUUACCCAAACUUAUAGAGAUUUGUAUAGAGACGCCAUGCUGGUGCUCACCUGGAUGAGCUCCAACAUGGCGGACGGAAACCAACAGAAACAUCUGUUACCGAGUUUUGCUACAAAAGCGUGAAAACCAACAAUACAGGUGGUGAGAAAACGGGUUAGUUUUCAAGAUCGCAAGAACGAAAACACACCAAAAGUGGCAAUGUUUGCAGAUGACACUAAAGUAUACAAGGUAGUGAUGUCUGAGGAUGAUGGCGCCGCUCUCCAACAAAAUCUGGAUAAUCGGUCUUCGUGGUCUGCUGCCUCUGGCCUAGCCUUCAAUGAUAAGAAAUGCAAGCUUCAGACCAUUACGAGGAAGUGCAAGCCCAUCUGUACGAGCUACGAGGUUAACGGCAGUACCAUCAAGUCCUGUGAGGUAGAGCGUGACCUUGGCGUCUCCUUGGACUGUGACUUGACUUGGCACGCCCAAGUCUCUCACCAAGCUGCACGUGCAAACAAGUUGUUAGGUUUCGUUAGGAGGAACUCUAGGUUUAUUCACAGUACUUCCGUAAGGCGCACAUUAUACCUCGGGCUAGUUCGUGCUCAUCUUGGCUACGCAACCCAGGUCUGGGCGCCCCAAGGCAUUGAACUAAUUUCUAAACUCGAAAGUAUCUAAAGACGUGCCUCCAAAUUCAUUCUUUGCUUGCCUUUUUUAACAAAUAUCUCUUACAAAGAAAGACUAAUGUCUGUAAACCUACUUCCUGUGUGCUACUGGCACGAGUUACUAGAUCUAGUAUACUUUUACAAGGCUACGCAUAACAUGAUUCACUUAGAUCCGUCUCUUGUUCCCUUCGUGCGCGAAUGCGGGCGAAGGACCCGUAUAUCCGUGACGAGCUCUCAAUCUUUUGUGCCUAAAAAAUGCAGGACUUCUACCUUUCAGAAAUCUUUUCUCAUUAGAACCACUAGAAUCUGGAACCUGCUUAUUACUAGACUUUACCUAGAUAAUGUUACUUUUGAGAACUUUAAAUCUGUUCUUUACGGUUAUUACUCGCGGGCUCUAGCAAUAAACUAUGACCCGGACUCUCCUAGGAGCUUCAAAAGUAUUUGCCUGAAAUGUAACACAGCCAGGUUUUUAGACCAGGAAAUUAGCUGCUGCAUGAGAUUUAAAUUGCGACUUUUAUAUCUUUUUAUUUUUUGGGUCCGCAGUAAUUGGCUCUAGCUGUUGCGGUGUCCCUGCUAUAAUAUUUUGUUUGCAUAUCUACAGUGUUUUUUUGUUGUUGUUGUUAUUGUUGUUGUUGUUUUGCAUUCUUCAGGGCAAAGCUGAUAAAAAUAAAAAUAAAAUAAAAUAAAAUUUCCUAGCAUCAAAAUAUGAUAUUAGGGAGUUUAAGCAACUCGCUACAGCGACCUCUACUGUGCUCCCUGACCCCUCGUAUGUCUCCCUCGCUCGUGCCCAUUCUCUCUUUCGCCCACUACUGCCAAGCGCCUGCUACGCAGGCUACCUCGCGAGAUACUUAGUCUGAGCGAGUGUCCCACACCCCGCCAAUACUAGUGCAGCACACUUUCGGGCGAUUUACCAUACAUUCGGCACAUGAUAUUGAAGUUCCACUCCCUUUUCCAGUUCUCCUUUUAUUGUAUAAAUUGGUUGGUAACGUCUGUUGGUACAGUUCCUGCAUGGCUGCUACGGUAUGGGCUAGCACCGAUCUCCAGCUAUUCAUCCAUGCAAAACACCCUCCACUGUCAAGGGCCGAGUACUCCCAUCUAUUGUUAGUCAGUUUGACUUGCAAUUUCCUUUCUCUUAGUGUGUCACAAAUGCAAUACGCUUUCUGUUGGGUCUUGGCUAGAGUGCCGUCACCAUCCUCUGUAGUAACCCUUGAAUAAGGAUUCUGUUCGUGUUAAGUGUAGCUCUAAGGCAUACUUUUCAGCAUCUUUGAUGAUUGAGUGACACCCGGCCUGCACUGCCUUCUCGUCAAACUUCCUCACGGCGCUCAUGGUAGUAUCUGAGUUCUCAAAUAGCUUUAGAGAAGCUUUGAUCUUUGUGCUUUUAUACGCCGCUUCAACUGAUCGAAGGCCUCUUCACCGAUCUUUCUUGAAAUGUAGAGUUGUGCCACCGAUCUCAGGGGGCAAUUUCCACACCAUUCUCUGCGGUAACUUUACGCGCUUCUCUAUCCAACUGCUAUAAGUCGGCAUGUCUGAGUGACCGUGUCCAAGUCCACAUGAAAUUCGUUAGAAUUGGUAAGGAACUGGUUCGACGCAGCAACUCUGUGGUAGUCUGACAGCGGGCUAGACCAGAUAAUAGAUAGCCUUUGAAAGUACACCUUCCCUAUAUUUUUUCAAGAACCGUUCUGUCUUCUUGUUUUACAUUUUCCAAUACUCUCAAAAACUUGUAAGAACCCCCACAGGCAGCCCAAACUCUGUGGGAGUUCGUUGGACUUUGAAUUUUUAAGAGAAUGUAUCCUAAAUUCCAUUUUUUGACGAAAAUAGAAAUAAAAAUUACAUAUAUUGUGUUUGUGUUUUGUUAUUUACUGUCUCUUCGCCUCUAGAGUCAUUCGGAAGCCGUUUUAACGACGUUUAAGAUUUUGAGUUGUACUAACAGUAAGAAAAAUGGGAAGGCUGGGGACUCUGAAGCCGACCGUUCCAGAUCAAAGCUCCAUAAAUCCCAUAAAAAUGGUCCAAACUCGCCAAAAUUGCCUUCAAAGGAUCUGUCGAUAAAUUGUCUUUCGCUUCCAUGCUUUUGGAGUCUCAGAUUUCAUCACAGCCGCUAGCGAAGCGCUUGAUUUUAAACUUUUUCCAUCAGAGUUUUCUUUCUCGGGAUGCGUAUGACCGGGCACUUGGACGUGACGUAAUUAACGGUCGCUGAAAGCUUACGUCACAGCGACAAUUUGCCGUCUGGGGGAGGGCAAAGUGCAUCGCAAGUGUCAUUGCGAGUAGCACGGUGGAAGGGUCCCUGGGUCCAUUUGACCGUGACAAAGCGCGCCAAAACAUCACACGAGCUCCCGGCUAUUUACACACAACCGAGCGACAGAACAGUCACCUUCGCUUAUGGUCGGCCAUUUGUUUCAAAAUUAUGACACGAUCUACGUGCGGUUUUUUCCCACGUAUACUUGCAAUCAUUCCCGCUACACGAUAUACGUGCGUUUUUUUGCCACGUAUACUUGCGUUCUUUCCUGCUUUGUGGGGUUUGCGUGACCAUUUUCUUACAAACGCGUAUAUAUAUGCGUUACAAACAAGCAGGUGUAUAUGGGGCCACAGAAAGUCGUCGUAUAAGCGGCACAGAAUUAUACCGUAAGCAAAAAAACCCUUCAUGUACGAUGGAGCUGAAAAGUAACUACAGUUUGAAUCAAGCAUAGCCGCAUGGCCGAGUAAAUUUCGAGCAAGGUUUGGUUCUCAUUCAUUGCCCUCGCAGUAGUGGUUGUUGUUGGCUCCCCGACAACGGAUUUGUUGGAAUCCGUGGAUUGUCUCUUGAGAGACUAGUACGCUAUUUCACGAAUGCUGACCGAAACAACGAUCGAUUCAGUUAGAAAUAGCCCUUCUGCGGAAAUUAUUCGACAUUAGAUUCUCAUACAAUCACUGUAAUUUCUCACGCGUUUGCCUACUCGUCAAGAUGGCGUCGAAAACCGUGACACGGUCUGUUAGCGUCCGACAGGCAAACCACGACUCAUAAGCUCGUGAUAAUGUGAAACAUGACCUUGAGAGUUUUAGGGUUUCGGUUUUUCUUCUUUUCUCUCUCUCGCGCGAAUUAUCACCUUUUCUCACCUCCACGAAAUCUUUCUAAGCUUCCUAGUCUCGUAGCGUUUUAUUCUUUCCCUCCAUUCACUCUAUAAAUCCAUGUUUCUUUUUUUUGUAUUCUCACUCUUUAAUAGCCUUCCACCUGCCUCUCUUUCCUUGCUCCUCCACUUUAAUUGUGAUUUUCAUGGUUGUCUAACUCGUCCUCGUUCAACUUGCAUAAGAUGUCCCUCAGGUAUCAAUUUGCUAUUAGUUCUCAAGCCCCGAUUAUUUGGCCAAGGAUAUCCCACUGAUAUCCCCUUGACUGUCCGUAACAGCCUUACCACCACUGACUAAACUAAAAGUAACUAAAACUUUACUUUUAAAGCCUGAAUUGAAUUAGCGCAGGAUUAUCAUAGUUUAUUGUUAGUUUAUUUGUCACUAGUACUUCUAGUUUUAUCUCUGCUAUAGGACUGCUUGCAUUACUUAAUUUAUGUUUUGUAUCUUGUUUUAGUUUUGUAAUUUAGCCUUCAGUCUUCAUUUCUACGUAAAAUAAUUCCUGUCAUUUUGACCGCAGGUCGUAUAAGCCCCCGGCUUUGGCUUUACUGCGUUUGGUACUAUAAGAACGAUGGAAUAAUAAAGUUAAAGUUAAAGUUACUAACACUACAGAGAAUUACAUGCAUACUGAGUAAUCGUUUCCUGUGGUUUAUGGUUUUUUAGGUGUUCCCGAUAGGAGUUGACCUCAGAUGCAGUUGUAAAGUGUUUUAAUUUUCUUUGACCUCUGUUUAAGCCUAAAGCUUUAACUUAGUAUUACGGCUAAAUAAAGAUUUUAGUUUCUAUGGUUUUCUCCGUACAUCCAUGAUCUGCGGAAUUACUACAUGUAUGCCUGUAAGUUUCUUUGUCCGCAAAUGUGAUUAUACCCUGCUAUGCCCGGGGGGAGGGUACUCCCUAUGAUGACCUAUACGGGGAGGCUCCGCCCGAAAUCCGGAGAGGUAAUCAACAAAUAUUUGUACGGAGAGGCUCCGCCCCGAGGUCCAACCCCUUACCCGUCGAGAAAGCGUUCUAUAUUUGUGACUGAUUCCUAUUUUAUGACAGUGCGCGUUUCCAGCAGUUAAAAGGGAUACAAAGUUCUAAGCAAGGUAUGUGAAAGGAGUACCAUUUGUCAAUAGAAGGUAUCCGAAAUCAUGAAAAAUGGUAUAUAAAAGGUUAAGGGGGGCCUCCGCCGUAUAAAAAUUUGUUUAGUCACGUUAUAUAAGUGCCCGGUCAUACGCAUCCCGAGAAAGAAAACUCUGAUUGAAAAAGUUUAAAAUCAAGUGCUUCGCUAGCGCUUGUGAUGAAAUCUGAGACACCAAAAGCAUAGAAGCGAAAUACAAUUUAUCGACAGAUCCUUUGACGGCAAUUUUGGCGAGUUUGGACCAUUUUAUGGGAUAUAUGGAACUUCGAGCUGGAACGGUUGGCUUCAGAAUCCCCAUGUUAGUACAACUGAAAAUCUUAAACGUCGAUAAAACGGCUACCAAACGGCUCUAGAGGCGAAGAGACGGUAAAUAACAAACACAAGGUAAGUCAUUUUUAUUUCUCUUUUUGUCAAAAUAUGGAAUUUAGGACGUGUUUUGUUUAUUUUCAUAAGUUCUCUUAUAAAUUCAAAGUCCAACGAACUCCCACAGAGUUUGGGCUGCCUGUAAAACCACCUUCUUCCAAACUACCAAUUUAUUUUAACAUUGUGAUUAUUAUUAUUAUUAUUACUAUUAUUAUUAUUAUUAUUAUUAUUAUUAUUAUUAUUAUUAUAAGCAAGCGAAUAUUAACGUUAAAAGCCGACGUUUCGGUAUCAUCAUGACACCAUUCUCAAGGCAAAAUGGAUAAGUAAUGCGAAGAUUUGAGUUCUGUAGUCUCUACAAAUUAGCAUAAUAACAAAGGAUCACAAGUUCUUCAAGUGAAUACCUUUGCGCUAAUCGAGACCGCUUGCACGUUUAGGGAUGGUUUAAGUUUUCUUAUAAAGAGCAUCUCCUUAAUUAGGCAAUCAAAUUUGUUAGAACCUUUAGUGAGCACGUGAAAUUGUUCUGAAAGAAAAGGUGGUACGUCCGAGUUAUGUUCGCUAAGAUAAUAUUAUUAUUAUUGUUAUUAUUAUUAUUAUUAUUAUUAUUAUUAUUAAUAUUAUCAUAAUAAUAAUCAUUAUCAUCAUUGUUAAAUUAUUAUACUACAGGUAGUGACAGCGUGCAAGAGUUAUUGUUGCAGUUACCGUACUGUUCGAUGUUUGGAGGCCGACUGCAUCGAGAUUUCGGUCAAAAUCAGAGACUGUGAACAACCUGUAUUGAUCGCACGCGAAUUGCUAGAGGAGUUGGGUGAAAUGGCAAAGAGAGAGGCGGUUAAGCAUGGUUUUAAAUUUAGUGCUGCGGGAUUAGCUACAAUCGGUAAGAUUAAUUUUAAAUUAAAGAUUUUCGUGCUCGUGAUUUUGCAACGGACACUUCCGACUUAAGUGCGCGAAUUAGCGACCGGGGCGCUGAAAUUAAAUUCUCCCAGUGAGACGAGAAUCAGCGAGCAAGGGGGGCUAAACUAAUUUUUUUUUUUUGCUUACUGUAAAAUUGACCUGUAUCAAGCGGUCACCUUUUCCGUGAGUCCCAGCUAGUUAUUUAUUAUUUAUUGCCCUCACCUCUAUUAAACGGACACUUUUUAAAGACGUGUCUUUACAAAUUCAUUAAGAUACACUGAGUAUUGCACUCACCGGUCUUUUACUCCCUUUCGUUUGGCACAAGAAGAGGUUGAAAAGUACAAAGACGUCAAUUUGUCUUGUUAUAGAUAUUUUGAUCCAACUGGAUCUACUACCGCUUACCUAUGACCGCGUUUCUAUUUUUUUGUGUGUAAGUCGCGGGCAUAAUCGACGAUCCCGGUGAUAAAAAUCACUUGGAAGCGCCUGUUGUAAAUCAGUUAUUUAUCAGUCCUCCUUUUUUAAUCGCAGUAUUAAAUUAUGGAACUUAAUUUGUUAAUUAAUUCAACCCGUGACUUUCUCAGCAUCAAGGCUUUUAAGAACAGAAUCAGAAUAAAUAAAUUGUACAAUUAAGAAAUGGAAAACGUGCAGCGUGCAACCAUCGAGUUAUGGAUGCACGGGGGAGGUUGGUAAGCACGAAAGAAGCGUAAGAGUCGCCUUGUGCAACUCUAGCUUCUUGAGUGCUUAGCAAACCUCCCAAGUGCAUCCAUAACUCCAUGGUUGCUCAGCUACAACGUUUGUCGGGACAAACGAAACUGUCCGUAUAAAGCGGGUGUCCGUAGAGCGGGAUUCCACUGUAUGGCGAAACAGGACAAAAAAGCCCAAAAGCAAAGUCCACGUUUGACUACGAUUGUUUGGAGAUUUGGCUGCAGACCUUUUUGUAAAAAUAACACAUGCGCCUUGAUUGUAGCCGCAGCAAAAUUGAUCGCCCUGCAUCUCUUUUUCGGCACCGUGCCUUGAUUACCCCCUCAGGGAUUUCGCCCAGAAGGCGAAAUUCCGAGGAGGCACUUUAGUAACUCGCGCGUAUAUUAUGGAAAGUACUUACAGUUGAAAUAUACAGUCAUACAGUCAAUAUAGAGAAAAUCUCGAUUUGCUUGAACAGGGGUCGCGAGGAAUCGGAAGGUAAUGAGGACGUUUCUAUUGUUUGCGCCCGCAAGUACGAAAUGGUUAGGAUGACGUAAAAACAGAACAUCCCCAAGGGACCGCUUAGGUAGAUUUUGGGACAUUUAUUGUACAGUCAUACUUCGACACUCUUUUGCUUUACGUGUUAUCUAUGACAUUCUGUGGAGCAGUUGUUUCAGUGAAAGUUAUAGACCAAAAUUUUAACGACACUCGUUAAGCGCAGAAGAAGUUAUAAGGUGCGUAUAACUGUGUAUAUAUAAACACUUGGAGAGUUUGCAAGACACGAGUUCACAAAUCUUUCAUUGGAAACCUUGCCAGACACUCUUUCUCUAUCUUUGACCGGAAUAGGACUCAGCCCCAAACAAGCAAGACGAGUGAACAACGGCUAGCUUCUCACUAGCAGAACGAUGGACGAUUACAGAAAUUCGCCGACAAACAAAUUCUGUGCUGACUUAUUCCCUACUCACAGAUGUCCUUCCGCUUUAAAGUUUAAAAUAAGACUAGAAUGCGCGAGUGUGAAAAUCAAACGUCCUUUUAAUUUCUAAGGCUUCCUUUCCGGCAAAUAAGAUGAACUGAAUGUAAAAAGUGAAGGAGAAAUAGCGAAAAAAUUCAACUUCUAAUUACAUCUUUUCUUAUGGUUUAGAAUAAACUAUUCUCGAAACUGAGAAUGUUUUGAUCAAAGACGUGUGUAAAUCGACCUGAAACUGUGCAUGGAACCUUGCGUUUCCUGUAUCUAUCUCACCUAUUGUAUGGAAUAUGUCUGAAAAUCUUCCUUAUGAAUCGGUAUAUUUCAAAGAGCUACACAACGAGCAAGAAUGCUAUUGACCGACAAUAUACAGAGCGGGGGCAGCUGUAUUGUCAACUAUUACUAGUUUAGAAGUGCUGAGACUACCCCCGCAAGGUAGUCUCAACACCCCUUAGAAGUUAGAGCACCAGUGCCAAACUAAUUUUAGUACGGAUGCGUUUAUACGUCGGUCAUUGUGAGUGCAGUGCCCAAAAAUUGCCAACAUGGUACCAAAAAUUUGGGCUGACGUGCCGAUUUUUUUCUGGGCGUGUAAAUGGGUUUUGUUACGUUGAAAUCGGAAAGUCUGGGCGGCCGGCCGGCUGGCUACGUAUUUUUCACCCUAACGACAUGAAUUUCCGCCUCUUAAUCAUAACAUGUUGCAUGACGUAAAAAAGAAAACCAAAAUAAGGUUCCCGAAGUAAUUCUUGUGCUGUCUCAUUCAAUAGCGUUUGGUUAUGGUGCGUUACAAGCAGGAAACACUCUGAGAGGGGUUAUCUAUGGUGCCGCCGCUGUAAGCUCUGGAGUGCUCUGCUACAAUAUGGCAAAGAAACUAGGUGGCUUCAAACACGUUUGGGACGAGGUGAAUACAAAGCGCACCCAGUACCGAGAAAUACACAUGGGGCUGGAGAGCCUAAAAGAAAUGGUUGGAAGAGAACUAAAGGAAGGUAUUCACCUCAUCGGAACACCCGACUUCUCCUUGCUGUUUAUUUUGGUAAUAUUGGUCGCCUUUUGCGCAAUAAUGUAUGCUUUUUUUACCAGGGUUCGUACAGAGUCUUAUUGAAAUCUUGAAAAGGUCUUGAAAUUUGCAAAGCAAUUUUUCAGACCUGGCAAAAGUCUGGAAAAAUUGUAAACAGUUUGGAAACUUUUUUCCAAGCUACAAUGAGUGCUUAAUAAGUGGAUUUUUCCCCCUUGCUCAAAUCCCAUUGAAUCUUCCCCGUAACCAAGACAUUCAAUCGCAGAAUGAGAAAUUUUAGAACUCUCGUAUUUCCGCAUUGCAUCGUGCAUGGUUACUGUUCCGUAGCGGUACAUCAUCAAAAAAAAGCUUGGUUCUUGCGCUUUUCAAGGUACGUAUCUGUUGCAUGAUAACCUAUUUGGUAAGAUAAGAUUCAAGAUAUAUUUAUUAUAUCACUUCAGGAUAUCUCAAAUGAUCAAAAAUAAAACUACCGUAUUUACAAAAUCAUUUAUAAUCACGUGAUGAAAAUUAAAAGAAUUUAAUAUUGUAAUAAGCUAAAAGUAAGGUAUAAGAAUAUAUACAAAAAGAAAAAGCAAUAAAAAUUAAAACAAGAUAUUUGCAAC
This is a messenger RNA of Porites evermanni, 13225 nucleotides long. The record is from the annotation of a GenBank genome assembly. Lineage: Eukaryota; Metazoa; Cnidaria; Anthozoa; Scleractinia; Poritidae.